GACCGCCCUCGUCCCCUGCCGGAGCGUGGCGGCCCCCGGGGCCUCGGUGUCCGAGGUGGGAGAGGGAGGGCCAGCCUGGCUGGCCGCCGGGGCCGUAUUUGCCCUAAGGUUACCUCGAUCCCCAGUUAUUGUUUCUUUGUUCGUUUGUUGUUUAUUAUGUACAAUCAUGACACAGUAUCCUGAAACCGCUGAAGGCUGUGUUCCCGUGGAAGGUCUGGGACAAGUUUAAGAAGAGAGAGAACCUAAAUUGGUAAUAAAUCAAUAAGAAACAAAUGUUUACAUUCACUCAGUGAAAAGUAUCAUGUCUAAGCUCAACAUAUGUCGGAGCCACCCAUGGACACCUCUCGCUUCUCCACUAAAAGCAGAAAAUGAACAAAUCUCAGGAACAAGUGUCAUUCAAGGAUAUAUGUGUGGACUUCACCCAGGAAGAAUGGUAUCUGCUGGACCCUGCUCAGAAGGUUCUGUACAGAGAUGUGAUCCUAGAAAAUUACAGCAACCUUGUCUCCAUAGGUUAUUGUAUUACUAAGCCAGAGGUGAUCCUCAAGAUAGAACAAGGAGAAGAGCCCUGGAUAUUGGACAAGAGAUCCCAAAGACAAUGUCAUCCAGAGAGGAAAUGGAAAACUGGUGACCGACUAGAGAACAGCCAGGAAAAUCAAGAUGACCAUUUUUGGCAGCUUGUAUUCACCAAUAAUAAAGCAGUAAGUGUAGAAAAUGGUAAUAGACUAAGGAAAACUUUCAGUUUGAGCACAGACCCUGCUUCCUCAAGAAACUUAGCCUAUAAAAUAUGUGACUCAUGUGAAAUGAAUUUGAAAAACGUUUCAGGCUUAAUUAUUAGUAGAAAGAACUGUUCCAGAAAGAAGCCAGGUGAAAUUAAUGUAUGUGAGAAAUUGCUCCUUGAUAUUACACAUGAGAAAAUUCCUGUUGGAGAGAAAUCUUGUAAAUAUAAUCAAAAAAGGAAUAUCCUCAAUAAUCAUCAAGAUCUUACUCAGCCAGUUUUUGAUCAACCUUUUGAAUAUAAUGAGGAGGCAACCUUUUUUACAAAUAAGAGAUCUCACAUAGGAAACACUCUCUGUAAAUAUAAUGAAUGUGAAAGAACCUUGAUUGAAAACUUAAAGCUCAAUGUAUCUCAAAGCACUCAUUUGGAAUUGGAGUCUUGUGAAUGCAGUAUUUGUGGGAAGUCCUUUUAUAUGGAUUUAAGAUUUGGCUAUCAAAGAACUCUUACAGAAGACAAUCCUUAUGAAUAUAGUGGAUAUGGGAACAUCUUCUGUGACAAUUCAACUUUUAUAAUCCAUCAGGGAGCUUACACAAGAAAAAUUCCCCAUGAAUAUAAGGUGAAUGACAAAACUUGGGAGAAGUCAACCCUCUUUAAACAUCAGAUAGUACACAUGGUACAAAAACCAUAUGAGUACAGUGGAAAUGGAAAUAAUUUUAGGAAGAAAUCACAUCUUACCCAACUUCGAAGAGGUCACUCAGGAGAAAAAACCUUCGAAUGUGGUGAAUGUGGGAAAACCUUCUGGGAGAAGUCAAACCUUACUCAACAUCAGAGAACACACACAGGAGAGAAGCCCUAUGAAUGUACUGAAUGCGGGAAAGCUUUUUGCCAGAAACCACACCUUACCAAUCAUCAGCGAACACAUACAGGAGAAAAACCCUAUGAAUGUAAGCAAUGUGGAAAAACGUUCUGUGUGAAGUCAAACCUCACAGAACAUCAGAGAACACACACAGGGGAGAAACCCUAUGAAUGUAAUGCAUGUGGAAAAUCCUUCUGUCACAGGUCAGCCCUAACUGUACAUCAGAGAACACACACAGGGGAGAAACCUUUUAUAUGUAACGAAUGUGGAAAAUCUUUCUGUGUGAAAUCAAACCUCAUAGUACAUCAGAGAACUCACACAGGGGAGAAACCUUAUAAAUGUAAUGAAUGUGGGAAAACCUUUUGUGAAAAAUCGGCUCUUACUAAACAUCAGAGAACUCACACGGGGGAGAAACCAUAUGAGUGUAACGCAUGUGGAAAGACCUUUAGUCAGAGGUCCGUGCUCACUAAACAUCAGAGAAUACACACAAGGGUGAAAGCUCUUUCAACAUCUUGAAUGUCCCGAAGCCUUUGUAUACUUGUCAAAUUUGUUAUACAACUCAAAGAAAAAAAAGAAAUUAGAGAAAGCCAAAGAAUGCCACAGUUAGAAAACGCUAUCUUAUUUGAAUAUGUAAACACUUUUAAGAAAAUUUAAACUUUUUGUAAGAAAACUUACAGAGAGGAAAAUCACUUAAGCAAUGUAAAAAUCUUUACCUAGGACUUAUCUAAAUGUAAUACCAAAAUUUUAUUGUAAAUAUAACAGACAGUAUUUAUGCCCAUAUUCACAGUGGGAUCUAAAGCUUAAAAAAUGUCGAAUGAUAACAGUUAAUCAUUUAAGUGAAGAGCUCCUGAUGUUUGUAAACCUUACGUGAGAAUGUUAAUGUAACCAAACUUUGUAUGUUGAAGCCCAAUGUGGUUGUGAGGAGAAAAUAGGAAAUUUUAGUUUAAUAACUAUUAUGGUAUAUGUUAAUAUUUUCCACACUACAUGCCACUAGUGUCUUUUAAGGUUGAUAUUGACUAUGUAUGUACAUAUGUAUGUAUAUAUAUUGUCUAUAUGUAAAUAUAUUCAUACACACAUACUUACACAUAGCAAUAUGCUAGCAUCACCUCAUUCUGACUUAAAAGUGGUGCCAGUUGUGAGAUAUUUACACAUUUUAUAUGCCAGUUAAAUGUCAUUAUUUAACAUACACUUAAAAUUGAAUUAUAUUAAGAACAAAGGUAGUAAAUACUCAGUACUUACCACUUCCUAGUUAUUUUGCUAUGUUUCACUAUUAUCUUUGUUUUGGUUACUUACGUUAUUAAAUCUAUAUGUUGAAAAUGGCAUGCUACUUCACAUCUCUUCCCAACUCUACAUUCAGCGACAUCAUACUGGUAUCUUGGAUUUAGUGUAAGGAGUAUUUAUACCAUGGGAAUUGGCAAAUUCUACAAAUCGGGGUUCUUAUUUUCUCUCAGAACCUGUUGUCAAAUAUUUACCUGCACACCACUGUGUGUAUAUAUGGAAAUGUAUCUGAAAGAUUUAAAGUGCAACCUACAUACCCCUUUUUUAUUUCCUUACAUAAAUAAAUUGCUGUUGUUAUUAUUGCCAAACUACCUGUUCAGUAAAGCAGCCAACAAAUAUUUUUGUGAGGUUUUUAGCCUCUGAAUCAGUUCUAUUCUAAAUAUUACCAGAGUCUAUAACUUGACCAUUAUAUGUUUUGAGUGAGAUACUAUUUUACAAAGAGCCAUAUCGCUUACUUUUCCUCUGUUCCUUGGUAUAUUUGAAUAUGGCCAUUAUCACCAAACUGCUGCUUCAAUAAAGAUGUCAAACAGUAUUUUUCUGAAUUUUUUCAGCUACCUCUGGAUCAGUCAGUAAUGUAAAUGCUGUUAAUAGGGAUGAUAUUUACAUAAAUUAUGCAGAGAUUAACAUCAGUUAUAAAUAAUAGUACUCCCCGUACAAGACAAAUAAAAAGUGGUGAUAUUGUAAUGAUAUUACCCUUUCAUACUCUUGGUAUUCUAUUGUGGUAUCUAGUUAGGCGUGAUUAUGUAACGGUCAUUCUGUGUAAGCCAGAAACUGUGUUUGUAUUUAGUAUUGUAGAGUGUCAUAUAGUGUUGUUUGUUUUGUCCUAUUCCUAUGCUUCCUUGGAACACAUUGGUAAGCAGUUCUAAGAGGCAUUUCCCACCCAGGAUAUUACCUACUUCUUUCUUACAGAGCUAAGUUUUAUCGCUUUGGCAAUCUAGAUGAUUUAGGAGUACAUUCACAGUAAUGAAAGCUAAUCAUGAAAAUUCCAUUCUAAUGCUCUUAUUGGAGAAAGCAUGUAAACAAUGAGAUAUUGGGGAAAUAUUUUACACUAUUUCAGGGAAAGAUCUCCAUAUUAUCGUGAUAUGAGAAGAUGUGAGAGACAGAAGAGAUUGUCCCCCUUCUGCUGGACUUUUUCAUGUCUGUAUGUUAUAUGGCUUAUAGUUUUUAGCCUUGGAAUUUGUAGCCUGAAGAUAACUGUACAAGGUGUGAAAAAGCAGCUCGGAGGUGACUGCCCUGAGUCGCUCAAUUCUCUUUACACUCUAUUGGGACUGUGCAUUACCUGUUGUAACAGUUGAAAGCAUCCUAGCCAAUACACAGGAACACGUUUCUAAGUGUUAAUGUUCUCUUUACAGGGAUGGUUGUUUGUAUCAGCCAUGGUUCUCUGUGGAGGAAAUACAGAAUUCUCCAACUAAAAAGAUGUUAAUGACAGACUUAUUAAAAUAAUGUGGCCCUGAAAUGAGAGCUACUGAAAUCUAAAGACUAGCAUUAGCAGGAAGCUAUUAUCAUUGUGAGGCUUCAGGGGCAAGACAGAAACACCAGAACCCUGUGUGAGCUAUUGUGGCCACCUCGUAGGAGAUGCUAUUGGUACCAGAAUUGUGGCACCAAGUUGCUGGUACCUCCCUUUGGAGAACCCAACCGGAUGCAUCAAGCAGGACAGCCCAGGUAGACAGAGAAAGGGGCAGAGAAAAUGGAGAAUACGCAGCACAGUGUUUCUUAUUUCUGUAAAAGGCUCAGCCUUAGGACUAAAAUUAUUCUGUUUGAAAGUUACAUGUUUUUUCUUCAUUGUGCUUUCAUAUAAGCAUAAGUAAAUUCCCUUUGGAACCAAGCACUGUGGCAUGUGAGAAGCACUUUUACAUGUGAGAAGCAGAUGUUUAAAUUGCAUUAUUCAUACAUCUCUCUGUGGUGUUCCUUGUUAUGUGUGGUGUGAGAUAAGCAGCUCUGUAUAAUUCCAGAUAGCCAGUUGUCCUUGUACUGUUUGAUUAAUUCAUCCUUUUUCUUGUGAAUUUUUAUCAUUUACUUUGAUAUAAUGUGUUAUAACUACUGUUUUUGUCUGUUCAGUGCAACUUUUCUACAUUCUUCCAGUAAUAGAACCUAUUAUUACAAUCACAGUGAGUGAUGGAAUUUAUUGUACAUGUGCCAUCUCUUCCUGUUUUCAUAUUUGUAUUGAUCCAGGAAUGGUCAUUUUCCAGUAUAAGAACUCACCCCGUAUUUUUAUUGGCUGGUCACCAUAGACGAGAUAAUUUGUGUCUUCAUUGUUGUCAGCAGCC
Tupaia belangeri chinensis (Chinese tree shrew) is the source of this 5116-nucleotide messenger RNA. RefSeq names its product zinc finger protein 248 (gene ZNF248). Gene Ontology annotation, biological process: regulation of DNA-templated transcription. Bases 369 to 2087 code for a protein of 572 amino acids. The record is from RefSeq and is a predicted model, not a curated record. The transcript is spliced from 6 exons. NCBI's taxonomy places the organism in Eukaryota, Metazoa, Chordata, Mammalia, Scandentia, Tupaiidae.